AAUGGGCGCCAUACGAUGGACUCGCCACCAGCGAACGAACCGUUGACAGCAACCGGACACCCUUCGACGAACGGACAUCAACCGGUCAACGGACACGCUUCACCCCCGCCUCCACCUCCGCCACCUAUGAAUGAGUACGCGCGAACACCAUCACCGAGGAUUCAGAUUGAUUACCAGAACCUCCUCCAAUCCUGCCGCGUCGUCCUCGACGGCGCCCGCGCCCUCCAAUCCGACUUCACCGCCGACGUCCACUUCAAACCGCCCAUUGAAGCCCUCGAAACCAUGUUCGCCGCCGCGCAUGCGAACGUGCGCAUGAUGCGCGGAGAGCGGGGCGUGCAGUGGGAGGUUGAGGUCAACCGGGUUGGCGCGGGUGUGAAUGGGAGGGAAGGUGCUGCGAACGGGCGAGACGGUGGCGUAAAUGGGCGAGACGGGCGGGAAGGUGCAGCAGUUGGGCGAGAAGGAGGGGCGCCACGAAAUGGACGGGAGCCCACGACGCCGGUGAAGGUGUCCUCGUCGCCAGAGGUAGCGAAGACGGCGUUGCCGGAAGCGUCAAGAGGGUUGCCGCCACCCCCGGCGGUGGGGCAGUCGCAACUGAUUCAUGCGGUGGAGGGCGAGGGGCAGACGUGUUUGGGCUGCGACGCGACGACGACGCCGGAGUGGAGGAGGGGGCCGAUGGGACCGCGAACGCUGUGCAACGCUUGCGGAUUGGUGUACGCGAAGAUGGUGAAGAGGCGCCAGAAGGCGGAGGGGCGGGAGAAGCAGGACAUGUCCGAGAGCGACGAGGAGGACGGAAUGGACGUGGACUAGCGCGCAUCUGGGUCUCCACAGGAUUUACCUUCCCCUCGUCGUCUUCUUUCUCUCUAGGCUGCCUUUGGUUCGCGCACCUCGCUCGCGAGUGAUCCUUCCCUGGCACGACCUCUAUACGAACGGCUGGUGCAUACCGUCGGACGGUGGAACAGUAUUUUCUCGCGCCUACACAUAUUCUACGAUUCCAGUGGUACUUCGGUUUGGUCUGUAUACACUCGUCCUCGCUAUCAGCCUGUCCUUCCACGAGCUUCCUUUACGAUUCUGCGUUCAUCCGUCUGCUUCGUUGUCUGUUUCGCCCUCUCCUGUGCCAUCUUACCAUAGUACAUACACGCUGUCAUCUCUUAUUAUCUGCAUAAACCUACUGUCAUACUUACUUCGUACUUACUACAUACUUCGCUCGCCCGAUACCCCAUCUGUUGUCCAGUACAUACA
Molecule: messenger RNA, 1239 nt
Organism: Schizophyllum commune H4-8
Lineage: Eukaryota; Fungi; Basidiomycota; Agaricomycetes; Agaricales; Schizophyllaceae
Exons: 3
Coding region: 16-807 (263 amino acids)
Biological process (GO): regulation of DNA-templated transcription
Molecular function (GO): zinc ion binding; sequence-specific DNA binding
Source: RefSeq, a predicted model, not a curated record